GGGAGGAGUCCUGCUGAACAGGGAGUUGGCUGAUGAGGAAGCAGAACCAGAGAACUCCGAGUAAAACCCAGAGAACCCGCAGAACUCCGAGCAAAACUUUCUGAGCCGGAGAUACCGGAGCACAGAGUCCGCGCCGCCGCAGGAACACCGCCGGCCGCCGUUUGUGAACUCCUUCAGCCGCUAACAGCUAGCUGCUGCUAACCGGGAAGUAACGCUGUCAGGCGAACAGGGCUCGAGCCGCGGUUAUUUUCUUGUCAAGACUCGUACAGGAGAAGAAGAAGAAGAUGAGUGGAAGCAUGAACAGCAUCGAGGCCGUGAAGAAGAAGAUCAAGGUUCUGCAGGAUCAGGCAGAGAAGGCUGAGGAGCGAGCAGAGAAGCUGCAGAUGGAGGUGGAGAACGAGAAGAAGACCCGAGAGGAGGCGGAGUCUGAGGUCACGGCUCUGGGUCGACACCUGCAGCUCAGUGAGGAGAAGCUGGACCGAGUUCAAGAGAGACUCGCUGCAGCGCUGCACAAACUGGACGAGGUGGAGAAGGCUGCCGAUGAGAGCGAGAGAGGGAUGAAGGUGAUUGAGAACAGAGCUCUGAAGGAUGAAGAGAAGAUGGAGCUGCUGGAGGUUCAGCUGAGGGAGGCCAAACAGAUCGCUGAGGAGGCCGACCGCAAGUAUGAGGAGGUGGCUCGUAAACUAGUGGUUGUGGAAGGAGAGCUGGAACGAGCUGAAGACAAAGCUGAGCAUGCCGAGAGUAAGGUUCGGAGACUGGAGGAGCAGCUGAGGAGCUUCGACCACUCACUGAAGAGCCUGCAGGCGUCUGAGGACAAGUACUGUCAGAAGGAGGACAGGUACGAGGAGGAGAUCAGGAGCCUGAGCAGCAAACUGAAGGAGGCUGAGAACAGAGCUGAGUUUGCUGAACGUACUGUGGCAAAACUGGAGAAAAGCAUCGACGAUCUGGAAGACUCUCUGACUUCAGCCAGAAAUGCCAACAUGGAGCUUCAGGCGACGCUGAAUCAGACGAUGGAGGAGCUGAACUCCUGCUGAACACCCCCUCCCCCCCCCAAACCUCAUCUGUGGCCAAAACCUCCUCCUCACCUUCCUCCCCCUUCCCAGGUGGAGGUGAGGAGGUCAGACAUUCCCCCUGUAUGAUGCCUGAUUCGCACAUUCCUUCUCUGAACUUUUGAGUCAUGUUUGGAGUUUUGCUUUAUCUUCCUGUCCUCCUCCCCCUUACCUACUCCUCAUCCCCCCCUUACCUACUCCUCCCCUUACCUACUCCUCCUCCUCCCCUUACCUACUCCUCCUCCUCCUCCCCCCUUACCUACUCCUCCUCCUACUCCUCCCCCCCACCUACUCCUCCUCCUACUCCUCCUCCUACUCCUCCUUACCUACUCCUCCUCCUCCUUACCCCCCCUUACCUACACCUCCCCCCCUUACCUACUCUUCCUCCUACUCCUCCCCCCCACCUACUCCUACUCCUCCUCCUUACCUACUCCUCCUCCUCCUUACCCCCCUUACCUACUCCUCCUCCCCACCUACUCCUCCUCCUACUCCUUACCUACUCCUCCUCCUCACCCCUCCUUACAUACUCCCCCCCUUUACCUACUCCUCCUCCCCCCCUUACCUACUCCUCCUCCCCCCCUUACCUACUCCUCCUCCUCCUCCCCCCCUUAUCUACUCCUCCUCCUACUCCUCCCCCCCACCUACUCCUCCUCCUACUCCUCCUCCUACUCCUCCUUACCUACUCCUCCUCCUCCUUAUCCCCCCUUACCUACACCUCCCCCCCUUACCUACUCCUCCUCCUACUCCUCCCCCCCACCUACUCCUCCUCCUACUCCUCCUCCUUACCUACUCCUCCUCCUCCUUACCCCCCCUUACCUACUCCUCCCCCCACCUACUCCUCCUCCUACUCCUCCUCCUUACCUACUCCUCCUCCUCACCCCUCCUUACAUACUCCCCCCCCCCCCUUUACCUACUCAUCCUCCCCCCCUAACCUACUCCUCCUACUCCUCCUCCUCCUCCUCACCCCCCCUUACCUACUCCUCCUCCCCCCCAGUAUUAGUGGGAGGGUCCGGGGUCCACAUGAGGAGCAGCUGGUGUGUUUUUGUCUAAAGGGAGUUUAAUAGACUUACAGCCCCCCUUGUUAAGAACUAAUUAACUAAUUAAGUGUCUGUCUUAACGGUUUCUUGUUGCUUUCAUUAGUUUUUGUUGCCAAUAAUUGAUUGAUUAGAGCCAAUAUAUCCUGAUAGCCAAUGAUUUGUUGUUUUAGUUUCUGGGGGGCAUGGCUUAAGAAAUGAUGAGCCAAUCACAGUGAGGCAUUCCACUGCCAAACAUGAACCAGGGGCCAAUCAGACGUCAGAGACAUGCUCCCCCAUUUUCCUGCCUUUGACCUUUGACCUGAUGACAUAAAGUUGUUACCUGAUGAUGAUGUCAUCGCUGUGCUGAUGUCACAGCUCAUUGUAAUAAACCAUGACAAGAUUUUAUAAAAUAAAAGCACUAGUAUAUAGACCCAAA
Molecule: messenger RNA, 2501 nt
Organism: Amphiprion ocellaris (clown anemonefish)
Lineage: Eukaryota; Metazoa; Chordata; Actinopteri; Pomacentridae
Product: tropomyosin alpha-4 chain-like
Exons: 9
Coding region: 285-1034 (249 amino acids)
Biological process (GO): muscle contraction; actin filament organization
Cellular component (GO): actin filament
Molecular function (GO): actin filament binding
Source: RefSeq, a predicted model, not a curated record